AUUUCCAAGGUGGCUGUACCAUUUUAAAUUCCCACCAGUGGUGAAUAAAUGUUCCAGGCUCUCUACAACCUCUCCAACAUUUAUUAUUUUGUGAUUUGGGAUUAAUGGCAGCCUUUUUUUGCUGGAGUGACAUGGUAUCUCAUUCUAGUUGUGAUUUACAUUUCUCUAAUGGCAUUUUUUUUUUAAUGGCUAAUGAUUGUGAGCAUUUCCUCAUGUAUCUGUUACCUGCCUGAAUGUCUUCUUCGUUGAAGUGCCUGUUCCUAUCCUUUGCCCAUUUUUAAAAUGGGUUAUUUGUCUUUUUGUUGUUGAGUUUUUGCAUUAUCAUGUAGAUUUUAGAGAUCAGAUGCUGAUCGGAAAUGUUAUAGCUAAAAACUGUUUCCCAGUCUGUCGGUAAUCAGUUCACUCUUCUGGGGAAGACUUUGGAUGAGCAUAAGUGUUUGAUUAUUAGGAGUUAUCUAAUUUUUCUUUGGGUGCUUGUACAUUGUUAGUAAUGUUUUUGUACUGUUUAUGCUAUGUAUUAGGGCUCCUAGUGUUGUCCCUGUUUUUUCUUCCAUGAUUUUUAUCGUUUUAGAUUUCAUAUUUAGGUCUUUGAUCCAUUUUCAGUUAGUUUUUGUGCAUGGUGUGAGGUAUGGAUCUUGUUUCAUUUUUUUGUGGAGGGAUAUCCAGUUAUGCCAGCACCAUUUGUUAAAGAGGCUAUCUUUCCCCCAUUUAACUGACUUUGAGCCUUUAUCAAAUAUCAGCUAAUAAGUGAAUGGAUUUAUGUCUGGAUUCUCAAUUCUGUUCCAUUGGUCUAUGUGUCUGCUGCUGUACCGGUACCAGGCUGUUUUGACUACUAUGGUGGUAUAAUAAGUUCUAAAAUCAGGUAGUGUGAUGCUUCCCACUUUGUUCUUCUUUUUCAGUAAUGCUUUAUUUAUCUGGGGCCUCUUUCCCUUCCAUAUGAAGUUGGUGAUUUGUUUCUCCAUCACAUUAAAAAAUGUCCUUGGAAUUUGGAUUGGAAUUGCAGCAUAUCUAUAGAUCACUUUCAGUAGAGGAGACAUUUUUACAAUGUUCAGUGUUCCUGUCUAUUAUCAAGGUAUGUUUGUCCACUUACAUAAGUCUCUUUUGAUUUCUUGUAGUAGUGUCUUGUAGUUUUGUUUGUAUAGGUCUUUUAUGUCUCUGGUUACAAUAUUAUUCCUAGUAUUUUAUCUUCUUGGGGGCUACUGUAAAUGGCAUUGAUUUGGUGAUUUCUCUCUUUGAUGUUCUUUUUGUUGGUGUAGAGGAAUCCAACUGAUUUUUGUAUGUUUAUCUUGUAUCCUGAUAUUCUGCUGAACUCUUCUAUUAGUUUCAGUAGUUUUCUUGAGGAUUCUUUUGGGUUUUCUCUGUAUAAGAUCAAGUCAUCUGCAAAUAGAAAUACUUUUAUUUCUUCUUUACCAAUCUGGAUGCCCUUUAUUUCUUUAUGUGGCCCAAUUGCUCUGGCUAGGAGCUCCAGCACACUGUUGAAUAAGAGUCGUGAUAAAGGGCAUCCUUGUCUGGUUCCCCAUCUCAAGGGAAUGCUUUCAGAGUCUCUCCAUUUAGGGUGAUGUUGGCUGUUGGCUUUAUAUAAAUGCCCUUUAUUGUGUUGAGGAAUUUUCCUUCUAUUCCUAUUUUCUGAGAGUUUUUCUCAUGAAUGGGUGUUGGACUUUGUCAAAUGCCUUUUCUGCAUCAAUUGAUAAGAUCAUGUGGUUCUUGUCCUUUGUUUUACCUAUAUGGUGGAUUACUUUGAUUGUUCUUCUAAUGUUGAACCAUCCCUGCAUACCUAGUAUGAAUCCCACGUGGUCAUGGUGAAUUAUUUUUUUGAUAUGUUAUUGAAUUCUAUUGGAUAGAAUUUUGUGGAGGUUUUUUGCAUCUAAGUUCAUGAGGAAUAUAGGUCUGUAAUUUUGUGUGUGUGUGUGUGGUGUCUUUACCUGGUUUUGGUAUCAGGGAUAUGCUGGCUUCAUAGAAUGAGUUUGGGAGUAUUCCAUCUUUUUCAAUGCUCUAAAAUACCUUUACUAGUAGUACUGUUAACUCUUCCCUGAAAGUUUGGUAGAACUCACCGGGGAAGCUGUCAGGGCCAGGGCUUUGUUGUUGUUGUUGUUGGGAGAUUUUUAAUUUUUUUAAUUACCUUUUUCAACCUCUCCUUCUGUUAUGGGUUUAUUUAAUUGUUCUACCUCUGUUUCUGUUAGUUUAGGUAGGCAAUGUGUUUCUAGAAAUUCAUCCAUUUCUUCUAGGUUUUCAAAGCUGUUAGAGUAUGAUUUUUCAUACUAAUCUGAUAUGAUUCUUUUAAUUUCAGUUGGGUCUGUUGUGAUGUUGGGUAAUUUGCUUCUUCUCCUUUUUUUCUUCUGUCAGUUUGGCCAAUGUUUUAGCAAUUUUGUUAAUUUUUUCAAAGAACCAGCUUUUGGUCUUGUUAACUCUUUCAACUUUUUUUUCUGUUCUCUAUUUCAUUUAAUUCUGCUCUACUUUUUAUUAUUUAAUUUCUUCUGAUGCCUGAGGGUUUCUUUUGUUGCUCUCUUUCUAUUUGUUCAAGUUGUAGGGAUAAUUCUUUGAUUUUGGCCCUUUCUCCUUUUUGAAUGUGUGCAUGUAUUGCCAUAAAUUGAUCUCUGAGCAUGCUUUACCUGUGUCUCAAAGGUUCUGGUAGGAAGUGUUUUCAUUCUCAUUGGAUACUGUGAAUUUCUUUAUUCCAUCCUUAAUUUCUUCUAUAACCAAGUCGUUUUUAAGCAAGGUAUGCUCAGGUUCUGAGUGGUUGAUUUCAUUUCCCUGCUUUUUUUUUUUGUUUUUGAUUUCUACUUUUAUAGCUUCCUGGUCAGAGAAGAUGCUUUGUAAUAUUUUGAUGUUUUGGAUUCUGUUAAGGUGUGCUUUAUGGCCUAAUAUGUGGUCUCUCCCAGAGAAUGUUCCAUAUGCAUUGGAAAAGAAAGUAUACUUGGCUGCUGUUGGGUGGAGUGUUCUGUAUAUGUAUGUGAAGUCAAGUUGGUUGAUUGUGGCAUUUAGAUCUUCCAUGUCUUUACUGAGCUUCUUUCUGAAUGUUCUGUUCUUCACCAAAGUGAUAUGUCGAAGUCAGCUAAUAUUAUUGUGGAGCUGUGUAUCUCACUUUACAAUGCUGUUAGAGUUUGUUUUAUGUAUCUUGAAGCCCUGUCAUUGGGUGUGUAUAUAUUUAAUAUGGUGAUAUCCUCCUGGUAUGUUGUCUGUUUAAUCAUUAUAUAGUGUCCUUCCUUAUCCUUUUUGGUGAAUUUAACUUUAAAGUCUAUUUUGUCAGAAAUUGAUAUUGCCAUUCUUGCUCUUUUUCGAUUGUUGUUUGCUUGAUAUAUAUUUUUGCCAUCCUUUGGUUUUAGUUUGUUUGUGUCUUUAAGGAGUGUCUCUUGUAGGCAGCAUAUAGAUGGAUCGUGUUUUUUAAUCCAUUCUUUCACUCUCUGUCUCUAUUGGUGCAUUUAGUCUAUUUACAUUCAGCGUAAUUAUGGUAGUUAUGAGUUUUGUGCCAUCAUUUUGAUAUCUUUUUUUGUAUGUUGUCGAGUUUCUUUUUUCUGCUUAAUUUUUUGUACUGAGUAGUUAUUCUUUGUAUAUUGCCUUUUCCUCUUAUUCAUUGUUGAUUUUUUUUUCCCGAGUUGUUAUGUUUUUCUUGUAUUUUAUUUCGAUGUGUAGGAUUGUUAGUCUCCUUUUUGAUUACCUUAAUAUUUGCCAUUAUUUUUCUAAGUUUAAACCUAACUUUUACUUCUUUCUAUCCCCUUGACUAUCUCUCUGUGUGAAAGAUCUAUGACUACAUUUUUCACUCCCUCUUUAUUAUUUUAGUAUUGUCAUCCUUUACAUAAUAACAUCACUGUUUCCCUGUUCUGAGCAUUUUUUUAUCUUGAUUUAUUUUUGUAAUUUCCCUGCCUGGGUUGAUAUCUGGUUGCUCUGUUCUGCAUUCUAGUCUUGGGUUGAUAUCUGAUAUUGUUGAUUUUCUACCAGAAAACCCUCUUUAGUACUUCUUGUAGUUUUUUUUUUUUUUUUUAACAAAUUCCUUAAUCUUCUGUUUAUCUGGAAAUGUCCUAAUUUCACCUUCAUAUUUGAGAGACGGUUUUGCUGGAUAUAAUAUGAUGCUGGCUGGCAAUUUUUUUCCUUCAUCACUUUAUAUAAGUCAUCCCAUUGCCUUCUUCCCUGCAUGGUUUCUCUCAAGUAGGCUGAGCUUAUUCUUAUUGAGUCUCCUUUGUAGGUGACUUUUCAUUUAUUCCUAGCCACUCUUAAAAUUCUCUCUUUGUCUUUGGUUUUGGCAAGUUUCUUUAUAAUAUGUCUGGGUGACUUUCUUUUGAGAUCUACCUUAUGUGGGGUUCAAUGAGCAUUUUGGAUAGAUAUCUGCUGCUCAUCUUUCAUGGUAUCAAGGAAGUUUUCUGCCAACAAAUCUUCAACAAUUCUCUCUGUCUUUUCUGUUAUCCCUCCCUAAUCUGAUACUUCAAUCACUCAUAGGUUAUUUCUCUUGAUAGAGCCCCACAUGAUUCUUAGGGUUUCUUCAUGUUUUUUAAAAAUAAUUUUAUCUGAUUUUUCUUCAAAUAUAUUGGUGCCACGUUAUUUAUCUUCAAUCUCACCAAUUCUGCUUUCCAUUUCCUCAAUACUGUUCCUCUGUCUACUGAGUUGUCUAAUUCUGUAAUUUUAUUGUUAAUCUCCUGAAUUCCUGAUUGCUUUCUUUCUAUGGAUUGUUGCAGCCUAUUAAAUUUUUCUUUAUGUUCUUGAGUAAACUUUUUAGUUUCUUCAGCUACUUUAUCUGUGUGUUCUUUGGCUUGUUCUGCAUUUUGCCUGAUCUCCCUGAUCUCUUGAAAGUUCUGUAUAUUAACCUUUUGUAUUCUACAUCUGGUAAUUCCAGGAAAACACCUUCAUCUGCAAGAUUCCUUGAUUCUUUGUUUUGAGAGAUUGUUGAAGUGAUCAUGGUCUGCUUCUUUAUGUGAUUUGAUAUUGACUGCUGUCUCUGAGCCAUCUAUAAGUUAUUUUAUUUUAUUUUUUUACUUUUGCCAACUGUAUCCUAGCUUUUUGCUUUGUUUUGUUUUGAUAUGCCCAAAUAGGCUGCUUGAGUGAGCUUGCUUGAUCAUUUGCAACUUUCAAGAUUUAACAUCCUGUCACCAGAUGGCUAGGGCUGUUACCAGGUAUAUGAGCCUAGGAGUCCAUUCACUUUUCUUGUAUAGAUUCAGUUCAGGUGUCUAGGUAGUUGGUCAUCAAUUGUAGGUCCUCACGUCCUAUAGUCUUAUAUGGGGAGGGGUGAUUGUUGUAGACACAGGUAUCUGGUUGCAGCAGGGGGUCACACUCUGAACAAAGACGGGGGCUGAGAACCAUCUCCCAAGUAUCUGUGAGGAAAGUGCACCUCUGUUUCUAUAGUGCACAGGUAGGUGGGUUCUGCAGUCAGACCACAGGCACCCUACGCUUUUGUUUGUAAGGACUGGGAGGCACCUGUUAUCCUUGGACCCCUGUUGUGGGUGUCUAGAUGAUGUGGGUGGAGCCACCAGUCCUCAGGCCCCCAACGUAGGUAGGUGAGGACCCUGUUUAAUAGGCAGAGCAGUGUCAAACAUCAAAAACACACCUUUCCACUGCAAGGUGAAACAGUUGAAGUUGGAUACCCAGCACAUACACCAUUGCAACAACAAGGGCCUAAUCUCCUGAAAUGGGCCUACACAGGUCCGUGCAGGGGUGAAAGGUAUUCAAAGUCCGUGGACCAUUUGUGCCUGGAAAGGAGCUUCUUCUGUCCUGAGCUCCCCAGCUUAGCGGAGCUGGCAGAUUCUCUUUUCCCCCAAUUGUUAAUUUAUUCCUUCUCCAAGGCCAGAAGAAUGGCUCAGGCUGCACAGCAACACCUAUCUCAGGUGCAGGGAAAUCUACAGCUACUGAAGCCGUCUUGGGGGCUGAGCGCACAGUAAAACGAAUGCAAGUACUUAGCUUUUGCCAACAGCACUGCUCUUCUCUGGUUCCGGAGUUGUGAGUAGACUAUGAGACUUGCUGUCUCCCCCUGAGGAAACUGCAUCCUGAAUGCUACUGUCAGCCCUGCCACUGUCCCUCCAGGGGACUGUGUCCAAGGGGUGCCCAAGAGACAGAAAGGGCUACAUAAAGCAGAGACUCCAUCAGCCUGAGACCAGAAGAACCAGAUGGUGCCUGGCUACCACCAAUAACUGCACUGAAGGGGAACAUAGCAGAGAAUCCCUGAUGAAGCAGGAGAAAAGUGGGAUGCAGACCUCAAAUUCCAGUAAAAAGACCAGACAUAAUGGUCUGACUGAGAUGGAGGUACCCCAGAGGUCAUGACCCCCAGACUGUCUGUCAAAACUAAACCCAUUCUUGAAACCAACUCUUCAGACAAAGAUUAGACUAUAGGACCUAAAAUGAUACUGGUGAGGAGUGUGAUUCUUAGCUUAAGUAGACACAUGAGACUAUAUGGGCAGCUCCUAUCUGGAGUCAAGGUGAGGAGGGAGAGGAGAACAGGAGCUGGUUGAAUGGACACAGGGAACACAGGUGGAGAGAAGGAGUGUGCUGUCACAUUGUAGUGAGAGCAACUAGGGUCACAUAACAAUGUGUACAUAAGUUUUUGUAUGAGAAACUGACGUGGAUUGUAACUUUUCACUUAAAGCACAAUAAAAAAAAAUAAAAGAAAAUCUAGUAUAUACUCACAAACAACUUUUAUGACCUUCGGGAGAUGAUGCUUUUCUUCUAAACUUAUAUCCUAAGAUUUGCUGAAGCAGUGCAUCAGCUCCCGUUGAGGAGCUGUAUUUCUUCCUUGGGUGUUCUGUGCACAAUAAUGCCAAAGCAAACUGUCCUGAAGUCAGGUAUCAUUACCUGGAUCUUCUGCUCAGAAAUCCAUGAUGAAUUAUCAUUGCCAAUUACUAGCUACACAAAGUUAUUUUAAUUCACAUAUAUGUACAUACAUAUAUAUCUUCAGUUUCUCUGCAAUGCAUUCCUUUCUACCCACUCACCCAAUUUCCAAAGUUCUAGUUAACCAGCCCUUUUACUGGAGUGUCUAUAUGACAUGGUCAUUGUAGCUGCCAUGACUCUCCUCAAGCUUUCCGCAAAGAAGAAGUGCAUUCUGUCACUCUGGUUCCCUGAUGCCUGGCUGACACAAAGAAUUGCACAGUGGCACCUUCUCUUACUCAUUUCUCUUUUUUUGAAUUUAAAACUCAAGUUAUAUGAUGAUUAAGUAAUAGAAAUGUUAUAAAUUUAAAAAGAAAAAGUAUUGAGAGUAUAAAGAGAUUAAGAAUGACAGCAUGAGAUGAGACAGUGAAAGAUUUCAGGCCCUUCCCGCCUCCCUGUCACAGCUGGCAACCCCCAAUAAUCUUCGGUUUCUAUAUAUUUGCUUAUUUCAUAUAAGUAAGAUCAUACAGUAGUUGUCCUUUUAUGACUAACUUUCUUCAAUCAGCAUGAUGUUUUCAAAGCCUAGCAAGAAAGAAUUUUCAAAUUCCAACUAUAGCUAACCUCAGUUUCUGCUAUCAUUCCCAGUUCUCCAUCCUUUCUCCAACUAGUGUACCACCUUUGUCUUUUCUGUUGCUGCCCCAUUCUGCCCUUUGGUAGCUGAGCCCUGCUUCCUGCUCCCUCCUUGGUCUCUGUAUCCCUCUAACACACUGCUGGCAGGUUCCGUCUCUGGAUCUUGUCUCUGGAGCUUUCCCUCCAUCCAACACACAUGACCUAGCUCUAUCUCUUUCUGGAUCCUGAAGUCUACAGUCUUUCCCACAUAUUCACAAACAUACACAGACCUUUAGGUUGACAUAGGCAACCCACCCAGACACACCCAGUUAAGGUGGUUGUGUGCUGUCUGUCUGAGGUUUCUGGCAUCAGGUUCUCAGAUACGGACAUCUCUUUCUGCCUCACGCUGAAGGAGUUCCUAUAAUAAGGACAAGGGCUUCUAUUCCGAGAAAAGCAACUUUAAUCCCCUACUGUAGCUUGGUUAAGAAGGGUACAAGAAAGAGGUAUACACGUAAGAGUCUUAACUAAAUAUACGCAUUCUUCUCUUUAAGUAUAACUUCUCCGUAAAACAGCCUUUCAGUAAAAGAGGUUGAAAAGAGGUGAGCAUUGCUCUCCUUUGAGCGCUUACACCCCAAAUUUACUAAGAAAAAAACCCUCAUAGAAAACUUCUUUCAAUGACAUCACACAUUUAUUAUGAAGUUUCAGGGGAAUGAGGUCAUUUCUAAGUUCCGAAGGAACAAAUUCAUUGGAAUUCAAUAAAUGUGGAAUUAAAGAAAAAUAAUUUCUUAAAAAAUGAACUACCAUAAACAGUGCCACUUUACAAUGGAGACUUUGUCUUCCACAGCAGUGCCCCCAAAGGGUGGUGGGUCUCUGGGGAAGAAGAAAGAAACCAUGGGGUCUGCAGAGGUGGAGGAUGUGGUGAUGUAAAGGCCUCCAGGGGUCCCUAUGACCAAAGCUUUGGGGUCACAGGUGAGGAUAAGGACCCUGAAAGCUCAACUAAAUCUACUAUUCUCAGAGGUCUCUAUCCAAGAGGAAAAUGCCCAAGAAUCAACAACAUCCCAAGCAAAAAGCCCAAGUUCCAGGCGCAGGAAGAUUCCAAAAGCAUCAGAGAGCUCUUUUCCUUCAUCUUCUACCGAGCGGACCUCUCACUCCUCCAGCUACAGGGCUACUUCAGAGAAACAAUGGGUCAGGUGCGCAUAUUUCACCCAGGUGCGCACAGUCAAGGGGGCGGCGGUCGCUUGGCAGACCAAAACCUCCUUUGCCCCCGUGGGCAAGAUGCCCCAGGUCUUUGAGGCCGAGCUCUCUGAGGAGAGCACCAUCGGCUCUGCCCCUAGUCUGGCCAACACUGAGUCCCUGGUCAGCACCCUGGAGCCCUGGCAGGAGGGGACCCAGACCUGUACUUCGGACCCCACCGACCAAGGGGAGAAGCAUGGGGAGAGCCCCCGCGCAGCCACCCCGGAGUGGCUGGUGACCCGUGAGCGCGGCUUCCGCUGCGUGGCCUGCGGCCGCCUGUUCCAGUCCGGGGAGGCCCUGGUUGCGCACGCGGCGCAUGGUGUGAGCCAGAGCUUCAGCUGCCGGGUCUUCUUUCAAGAGCUGCUGGAGAGGCCGCUGCCAGGCUCAGUCCAGGGGAGGCCCCAACGCUGCCACCUGCUGGCCAGGCGUUACCUGAUGGCCUCCAAGAAGAGGGAGGUGAGGGAGAUGAGAGCAGUCUGCAGGCGCCUGUAGGAGCAGCUGGAGAAGCAGAGAGAAGAAUUGAAGAGGCUGAGGCACCAGCUGGACAGGCUGCAGAGGCAGGCCAGGCCGCAGAAGGUGCAGCACCAAGGCCAGAGGGGGAAGGACCUAAAGACCUGCUAGCACCCUGGGACUAGGAGGAGCAGGGCCUUUGGGCUGGAAACGUGGGCCCUUCAGGAGAGACCUCCAUUCAGGUUCGUUUAACCCAGCUCCCCUGGAAGAUCUUAACCUCCUUCCCCUGUGACCACCAGCCUUCCACCCUAAGGGCACAAAGACCUCCAGCCCUAAGGAAGAAGCCCCAGAUAGCUGAACACAGACACCAGGUCCCCUCAGAGGCUCCCCUGGCCCAGGAGAGGACAGGACAGGCCUCAUCUUCAUGGUGAGGUCUUGGGACCCUUAAGGAUGAGCACAGAGUAAGUAGGGAAAGGGGAAUGGGAUUUCAGUGGGACUUGGGAGGCUAAGGGGGACCCUGGUGAGGUGUGAUGGUGAAGGGGGUAUCAGUGAGUUCUUUGGAGGAGAAAGAAUCAGAGAGAUGGCAGGGUGUCAGGAAACCUGCCUGCAGGUGAGCAGUGGGCAUAAAGCCCUAAACCAAGGACUCUGGGUCCCUUCCCAGCAGCAUACAGGCAGAGAAAGAGGUAGGGCUUGGCAGGAGGAGAGGAGGGCCCGGUGAAGGAAAAUGAAUUCACCCCAGCCAUGUCUUCUGGUCUCCUAGGGUGAAUUUGGGGUUCUGAUUAGGAUACAUUGUUGUUGCAUCAUUAGGGGAAUGUAACUGGGAGGUGGUGUAGAAAAAUCCCCCUGGGUGUUAACCAUUUCUGGAUAAGAGUUGAUCCAGUGCUUACAGGGUAUUUCUUGUAGAGUAUGUCCUCGGGUAAGAGGUAGAGCUUUGGAACUUUUUCUUCUCCUUUAAAUAAAGCUGUACAUUCCAGUUCUUGACACGUCAAUAAAUCUCGUUAAUCUACCCCCCCCCCCGUGGUCAAAUCUGUUCUGUCCCGAGGUCAAAGAACUGGAAGAAAAAGGCCGUCUGAGAUGAAAGAAGCAAAAGAGAGGAGAGGGUUCUUAACCUGGGGAGAACAGCGAGAACACAGUUAUAGAGACCAGAAGAGCUCACUGGUUCCAAGAACAAGAAGAAAUGCACUGGAUCUGAUUAUUACUGUCUGUGGUGUGCUCUCCUUCAAGUGAUUCAAAUCUUUUGUCUGUCAUUAUAGAAAAUUUUCACCUAUUUAAAAUAUCUAACGAAACACAUUAAAAUAUACAUGUAUCUAUGAUGUUUAUCAAUUUCCGAAGUUCUGAAAUUGUUUUUUAUUACAUUUUCAAGAUUACAGAUUUGUAUGACAAAAAAGUUACAUCAGGGUCCCACCCUCGUAUGUAAUUUGCUCCCACUCCCACAAGGUAUCCAAUGUUAAUAGACACAUAUGUGUCCUUCCCUACACUUCUCUGCAGGGACACAUAUACACAGUCACAGGUACACAAGUACAUCUGCUGGGAUGUUUGCUUUUAUGGAAACUUGGUCUCACUCUAUCCACAUUGCUCUUGCCCCUUCUUUCACUUGACAUUCUACCUUGAUUCUCUGUAAGUCAUUAGAUAUGGCACUAACACUAUAUUUUUGGGUCUUUAACUUACAUGAAUAAUUUAAAUAGAUGAUAUCAAUUCAGUACACUUUAUCGGGACUUGUACAUGUUGUUGUUAGAAGCUAUCAAGUCAGUUCUGACUCACAGUGACCCUAGGCACCACAGAACAAAACUCGGCCGGUCACUGCAAUCCUAAUAAUCGUUGCUAUAUUUGAGCACACUGUUGCAGCCAUUGUAUCAAUCUCAUUGAGGGUCUUCCUCUUUUUCCCUGGACCUCUGCUUUACUAAGCAUGAUGUCCUCUUCCAGGGACUGGUCCCUCUUGAUAAGAUGUCCAAAGCCAUCCUUACUUCUAAGGAAUAUUCUGGCUUUCUCUGCUCAAGACAGAUUUAUUUGUCCAUACAUAACACCACUAAAAUGGAAACAUUAUCAUCCAUGCUUUCUAAGUCCACUCUUCCUGCAUGUUCUAACUCUCCUCCCCCUGUUCUUUCCCACAAGUGAAUCCAAGGUAAUUCAGGUUAACAAUGUGGUAAGUAGUCUCUCUUAUCCUUCUUAAACAAGCCCACACAGACUUGCAUGUACCCUCGUCUUCUCAUUUAUACACACACAUAAACAUAAACAGAUAUUCAAGCAUAUUCAAACAAUUGAUAUUGUUUAACCCAGAUGUGCUCAUUUUAUAUACAUUUCUCUGCACCUUGAUUGUUUCAGUAAUACUUCCAUAAUACUUCAUAGAGAUUUCUCCCACUCAACUACUACAACUCUUUUUCAUUCUAAUGACUCCCUGUUUUAUUGAGGAUGUAGCUUUACCAUAAGUUAUCUAUCAUUCCACCAUCAAUGGACAGUCAAAGUUUGGUCAUAUUAAUAAUAACUAUCCUUUGUGUACUACAGGAUUUGUUUCUGUGGAAUAGACUCCACAGAGUGAGAUUUCCAAUUCAAAGAAUGUUAAAAGUAAAGAGUCAUGGCCAUAUCUUUCCCCUAGAGGCUGCCAUAAUUCACCUCUCCAGCCACCUCUCAGGGCAUCCUUCUCCCCACAGCCCAGCCAGCUAUAGGUGGUGCUGAUUUUCAAAUUGUGCCAGUUUCACUGGCAGUUUGAUAUUUUCUGAACUUGGACUAUGUUUACUGGGCAUGUGGAUUUACUCUGAAUGAACUGUUUGAAUUCACUGCUCAUUGUUCAAGUGCGUAACUUUUAUCCUUCUGUGUAAAAUGGAAAUUGUUAUUAAGGCUUGUCAUCUCCAUUUCACAUGAUUUCCCAAAUCUAUGAUUUGUGUAUCACAUUUUUGCAAGCUUUGUGCCCCAGAACGAUCACUUGAGUCAGCACCAUUUAUUAAAUAAAUAUAAUUUUCUUGAAAUACGACCUUUGUAAGUUAUUGUGACUUCUUAACAGAUUUUGUUUCAUUGGUCGACUUGUCAGCUUCUAUGCUAUGUAAUAUCAAUUUGUUCUGUUACCCGAAGAGGUAGACACCUGUCACUAUCCUGCUUUUUCAUGUUUUACUUUGGUAAAACCGCCCUGGUUUUGCAGCGAUUAAGUGCUCAACUGCUAGUCCAAAGAAAGUGUGGCAGGUCGAACCCACCAGGUGUCCCCAAGGGAGAAAGACCUGGUGUUCUGCUCCCAUAAUGAUUACAACCUAGAAAACCCUAUGGGGCAGUCAAAUGGGAUGGCUUUGAGUCAAAAAUUGCCUCCAAGUCUCGUAACAACAGGAAUAUUCUUCUUUGUUAUCUAUUCUUUGUUAUCUACUGUAGUAUUUGUAGCAUAUGAUUACUGUAUACAGUUCAAAAACAACUAUCUUAAUAUUCUGGCUAGAAAUGCAUUCCACUUAUAUAUUAGUUUUAAGGACCUCCAUUUAAUCGACAAGACGUUCCAUUUGAAAAUAUGGCAUAUUUUUGCAUAUAUUCAGGUUUCAUUUUAUGUACUUUAAUACACUGUUUUCCCUCAUAGAGGUCCUUUGCUGCUCUGGUUAAAACAAUGUUUUGCUAAAUAUUUUACAGUUUUGGACACAGUGUGGUACAGUCAAGUAGUAGGGGAAAGAGAACGGUCUGCCCUUCCCACCCUUGCCAAUUUUAGACCCUUAUUCUAUACUGGAGAGAAACCAUUGAUUUUGAUGCAUUUGUCUUUUAUGCAGGUAUAUAAUUAUAUCAUCAUUAUUUUAAAUAUCUCUUUUAAUACUUGUACUAGUUAUUUAAAUUUUCUAGUUUAUUCCUUCACCUAAAAACUAUGUUGAGUGAUAGCAAAAUUUUUGUCUAGUUCCAAAUUUAUCGGAAUGGGUUUAAUAUUUUUCCAUUUAUCUCACACCUGAUAAGUUUGGGGAGAAUUUGUUAUGCACCAAGAGAUAACUAAUACUCUGAGCUACUGACCUUUAUGGUAAUCUACACACGACUUGUUUCUGACAGUUAAGUACUUCCACCUGGCCUCUGUUCAGCUGGGAUACCAUGAUUUACAUUGCUACUAGGCUGCCCAGCUCCCACUAAAACCUGAGCCUAUAGAGAAUUGUUCUUGUUAGCUGUCAUCAAGUCCUUUCUGACUCAUGACCACCUCAUGUGGGCAUAGUACAAGUGUUCAAUAGGGUUUUCAAGGCUGUGAUCCUUUAAAAGCAGAUCGUCAGGACUGUCUUCUGAGGUUCUUUUGGUUAGGUUCAAACCUCCAAACUUUCAGCUAGUAUAGAACACUUAACUGUUUGUGGCACCCAGGGACCCCCUGCAAAGGAUACAUAUUGGGUAAGCUCCAUGUUGCUGGUGCUCCCCUCAUCUCCACGUUCCUUAUUCUUUUGAUGAAAUGGGUGUCCUUCAGGACCUCCAAGAAAUGCCCACAUAUUGGAGGCUUUUAUUUCUUCUUCCAACACCCGACACAGUAGGUCUGGCAUUUCAAUUUCAUAGAAUUUGGGCCGUUGCCUUUUCCAACCUUCCAAAAGCAAUCCCACAGCAUAUUAAACCCAUUUCCAGAACCCUUGCUACGGCAAUAAAUCCCUGUCGACAAACUCUCCUUGACCCAACUUUAUAUUAAACUCCCCUUGACUCAGCACCUUCAGCACUCGUCCCUCAGCACACCCCCGUCCUGCUCACACAAGGCAGCCAGAUCUUGCAGCUCCUUCAGUGUACAGUCCCUCCCCCUCAACCACAACCAGCACUUCCCCGGUGGCUAUGCUGGUAUCUGACAGCUAAGUAUCUGGACAAAUGCAUGGGACACUAUCUGAGGAUUCUGCAAGGGAAACUGUUGAAGGUGGAUUGGGGAGGUGGCGGGAAACCGGAACAAAGAGUAUGAACAUUCCAGAGGUUGAAAUUAAAUGAGCCCAAAUCCCAGAGCUGCACAUCCGUUGUGGACAGAAACAGCUCCAAGAGAAGCCCUCUCUCAUAUAAAUGGGAUAGAGGGUCCGUAAAGGAGAGAGACGGGCAGGUGGGCAGGUGGGCAGACACCUGAAACUCUGGCAGAGGAGAAUCCUUCUCUCUGACCAGAGUAUGGAAGAAACAAAUAUUGUAGAGAAAGCUCCAUUACAUUUUCUCUCUCUCUGCUGUUAACUGGCACCUAGUGAAUUCUACCUCAAAGGCUGAGACUUUUCAAAAGCAGAUCACCAGGCUUGUCUUUUGAGGUGCUUCUUGACAGGUUCCAACUACCAGCCUUUUGGCUGGUUGUCCAUCCAGUGCUUUGGCCCCAUAGGUAGAACCAGUCACUUAUGUGUACAACAGAAUGAAGAGAUUAAAGCCCCAGCAUUCCUGCCAGUGGGCCAGGAAAGCACUCCUUCAGAACUCAGACAGCAGCAGAGAAAUAAAGAGAGGAGACUGUGCAAGAAAGAGAUUCUGCAGACUUGCUAUGAACUCCUGGUUCACCCCCCAGAUGCAUCUGCAUUGCCCUGACCCUAAGAAGCAUUAUCAAAUCCUUUACGAGGCGCCCUAUGGGUUAGAACGCCAUCAAGGUUCCAGACUGAGUGGGGCUCACGUAGAUUAGAUCUGAAUACAGCUGCAAAGCCUUCAAAAAUUGAACUUACAUUUGAACCAUAGAAUACAGAAGAUGGGACAGAACUUGGAGCCUGAACAUAACUGGGUCAAUAGACUGCUAAAAACAAAAAACAAAAAAGAAAAAAAUUCUCAUAAAAUUAAGCCAGACUUGUAGUCUUGAAAUCAUAAGACACAGAUUUUAAAAUGCUAUUCUAAUCAUUCUCCAAGAAAUAACACGGACACUUUUUAAAUAAAUGGAAAGAUAAUAGGUGCUAUUUGCAAAGGAAAAUUUUACAUGGUAAAAAUACAUGGUAGAAAUAAAAUUCAUUUGCUAGUUUCAAGAGCAGAAUGGUGAUGACUGAGAAAAAAAGAUGAGUUUAAAAUAUUUACUCUGAAAAGAGAGAAAAAAUAUGGAAAAAAAUGAACAGAGCCUCAAGAAUUAGAGAAAAAGUCUGUUUAUUUAUUAGAACUCCAGAAGAAGUGGAGAAAAUGUGUGCUGUAGGAAAACAUAUUUGAUGAAAUACUGGGCAAACACUUUCCAAAUUUGAUGAAAGACGUAAACUUACAGCUUCAGAAGGUCAGCAAACCCCAACAGGUUAAUCCUAAAGAAUUCUAUGUGAAAAUAUAUUUUUAUGCAAAUAUUGUGUUACGUGUUUUUUGCAAAUCACAUGCUCCCCUCCCCCCAAACCGGCAUAUUUGCAAGUAUGCUGUGCUAGUUUUUUACACCAACAUAUAAAAAAAAUAAAUAAAAUUAGGCACCAUUCUCAUAAGAGUACCCGGGAAGGGGAAGGCUCAGUUGGCAAAGAAUAUCUAUAAUGUAUGCAUUAUUUGCACAAAAAUACAGUACAUCAUAAUCAACUGCAGAAUAACAAAGAUCAACAAAAUACCCAGGAAGAAGCUAGAGAGAAAACAAUAGAUUUCACAUGGGAAAAAUAAUUUCACUGACUCUUUCUUCAUUAUCAGAAAACCACAGAGGCUGAAAUGUUGUGAAAAAACAUUUUUUCAACACUGAAAGAUCAGAAACAUUACCCCAGAUUUCUAUAUCCAAUCCUUACCUUCAGGAGUAAAGAAAAAACAGUGCCAUUCUUAGGGAAGGAAAACUGAGAGAAUUCAUCGCCACCAGACUUCUCCCAAAUGAGACGCUAAUGGAAGUGCUUCAGGAGGUAGACUUGGAAUUUCAGCCGUAUUUCAGGAAAGCAGAAAACAUGGGAAGUAUGUGGGUAAAUAUACUGUGUUAAUACUGUAGUCACUGCACAACAUGGCGCUGGACAUGACUCUUUGGAAAGUUUUUCCAGUCUCUUGGAAACGCUUGGGAACAUACUCUUGACAGAAAAUCAUUACUAGAGAAUAGAAUUAAUUUUCACAAUAUCUGAAAGAUGUCUGUAGUCAAGUCUGGUGAAUAAAAUGGAAACUAAAUUUUGGGACCCAAAAUAAGGUGUGGUAACAAAAAAUGAGUCUCAAUUCCGAUGUGGCCAUGAGCUGGCUCUGAAGGCCGGCCUUCCCCAGACAGGCGUUUCAGGCACAUUGGGAGCAAUGGCUUGUUGUUCUUGUUGCUAGGUGCCAUCGAGUGGAUUUCUGAGUCAUUGAGGCCCAGAGUGAAGGCAAUACUGUCCCAACAGGGUUUCCUGAGUUUUAAUCUUAAUGGGAGAGGAUUGCCAGAUGUUUACUCCUUUGAGCCUUUGGGUGGGUUCAAACCAUUGACCUUUCGGUUAGCAGUCAAGCAUUUAAACUUUGCACCACCAGGGCUCCUUGGAAUAAUGGCAGCACCACAGAAUUUGGUACAAACUUCCCCAUGGGCCUUCCCUGAGAAGUAACCUCUUUGCUGAAGUACCAAGUUUAGUUUUCAUACAUAGUCAUUCUGUACAAAGUCUACAUAAGAAUUAGAGUGUUUCCUUGAAUAGACAACAUUUUACAUGCCCUCCAUGAAGAAAAUGCCUCAAGGGCAAAUUUUAAGAGUAAACCAAGGCAUUUCCCAUCACUCCUUACCUGAGAGGCUCUUCGUGAGGAUUUCCUAAACACAUGGAAAAGAACAUAGUAGACACUGCCUUCUUUUACCUCUUCCCUCCUAAACAAACAGAAACCUUUGCUAAGAUGUCAGGUGUCAAGCC
This is a messenger RNA of Loxodonta africana (African savanna elephant), 16724 nucleotides long. RefSeq names its product protein FAM170B-like. Gene Ontology annotation, biological process: fertilization. NCBI's taxonomy places the organism in Eukaryota, Metazoa, Chordata, Mammalia, Proboscidea, Elephantidae. The record is from RefSeq and is a predicted model, not a curated record. The transcript is spliced from 2 exons. Gene Ontology annotation, cellular component: acrosomal vesicle. Bases 8338 to 9117 code for a protein of 259 amino acids.